GAGCGAAAGCGAGCAUCACUACACUGCCUCCUCAUCCUCACUCUGGACCUUCGAUUUUAACCUUCCCUAGGCGGGACUGACGUGGACUGUCAGGAUCCUCCCACCCACCAAAAUACACGCACGGAUCCACAGUGACACACGCACGCCAAAGGAGGAAUUACACAGCGGUUUCCGAGCUCCGUUGGCAAAACAUCAGCGGCAAGCCCCAGUGGUGGCCAGUGGGCAUGGUUUUGGAGGGCAGCUCCGAGGCGCUGUGUCCCCCCCCAUCUCUGGAGCUGCGCCCAUCGUGCAACAAGAGCCAGCCCUCGCCUCCUCUGGGCUCAAGCUCUCAGCUUCCAGACGGUGUCUUUCCUGAAGACAGGGAGCCCAUCAAGUACGGCGAGCUCAUCGUCUUAGGGCACAAUGGCUCGCUGGCCAAUGGUGACAAAGGUCGCAGAAGGAGUCGCCUGGCCCUCUACAAGAGAACAAAAGCUAACGGGGUCAAACCCGAUGUCAUCCACAAUGUCUCCACACCUCUCGUGUCCAAGGCACUCAGCAACAAAAGCCAGCACAGCAUCUCGUACACUCUGUCACGCAGCCACUCGGUCAUUGUGGAGUACACACAUGACACAAACACAGACAUGUUUCAGAUCGGCCGCUCCACAGAGAGCAUGAUCGACUUCGUGGUGACGGACACGUCAGGCGGAGGCGGCGGUCAGAGCGGGGGCGCAGCCGGUGAGGGCGGCGGCGGAGGCCAGUCGGCGCAGAGCACCAUCUCCCGUUACGCCUGCCGCAUCAUGUGCGAGCGGAGUGCCCCUUAUACGGCCCGCAUCUACGCCGCUGGCUUUGACUCUUCCAAGAACAUCUUCCUGGGGGAACGCGCCGCCAAGUGGAGGACGUCGGACGGCCUGAUGGACGGCCUGACCACCAACGGCGUGCUGGUGAUGCAUCCGGCGGGCGAGUUCGUGUCCGAACCAGCUCCGGGCGUCUGGAGGGAGAUCUCGGUGUGCGGCAACGUCUUCGCCCUGAGGGAGACGCGAUCGGCUCAACAGAGGGGAAAGCUGGUGGACAAUGAGUCCAACACCCUCCAGGACGGCUCUCUGAUUGACCUGUGCGGGGCAACGCUGCUGUGGCGGACCCCCGCUGGCCUGCGCUACACGCCCACCCUCAAACAGCUAGAGUCCCUCCGCCAGGAGCUGAACGCUGCCCGGCCCCAGUGCCCCGUGGGCUUCAACACCCUGGCCUUCCCGAGCCUGGCCCAGCGUGAGAUCGUGGACAAGAAGCAACCGUGGGUCUACGUCAACUGUGGUCAUGUGCAUGGCUAUCACAACUGGGGCUACCGUAAGGACAAGGCCCCUGCCGGCCCGGGCGGCACAGUCCCAGCCAGCACCGGGGAGAGAGAGUGCCCCAUGUGCAGGCGAGUGGGCCCCUAUGUGCCGCUGUGGCUGGGCUGUGAGGGGGGCUUGUAUCUGGAUGCGGGACCACCCACUCAUGCCUUCUGUCCCUGUGGUCACGUGUGCUCUGAAAAGACAGUGAUGGGAUGGAGCCAGAUCCCACUACCCCACGGGACCCACGCCUUCCACGCCGCCUGCCCCUUCUGUGGCACCUGGCUGACAGGCGAGCAGGGCCACAUCAAACUUAUCUUCCAGGGCCCCGUCGAUUGAAGCCACACCUGGAAGUCACGCUGAAGGGAAAAAGUCGGACUCUCAUGCAACAGCUGAUGCCAAGGCUUCAUGUGUAAUUUAAUGUGUAUGGACACUUUGUAAAUAAAUGUGCUGACAUGAUUGGCUACU
Dunckerocampus dactyliophorus (ringed pipefish) is the source of this 1772-nucleotide messenger RNA. It is a transcript of the gene peli3, whose product is annotated as pellino E3 ubiquitin protein ligase family member 3. The transcript has 7 exons. Lineage: Eukaryota; Metazoa; Chordata; Actinopteri; Syngnathiformes; Syngnathidae. The record is from RefSeq and is a predicted model, not a curated record. Gene Ontology annotation, biological process: regulation of Toll signaling pathway; protein K63-linked ubiquitination. Gene Ontology annotation, molecular function: protein binding; ubiquitin protein ligase activity. The coding region runs from base 225 to 1643 and encodes 472 amino acids.